AUGGCUCUUAAGUAUCAUAUGUGUCUGCUGGGACUGAUCUUUCUUGCUUCACUUCUCACAGGUACCAGUGGAGAGGAUGAGACUCAUGUGUUCAUCAGUUCUGGUGAAAAUGUCCGUCUGCGCUGUAAUAAUGCUCUUCAUGACUGCAAAUCAACUACAUGGCUCCAUAACAGAUUCAGAUAUUCAGCAACAGUUGAACUAAUUGGUUUAGGGAUAAAGAAGACAGACACAGAGAGUCAUGAGAGACUGAGUCUGGGGUCCGACUGCUCUCUGAACAUCAAGAACGUCACAAAAGAAGAUUGUGGAUCUUACAGCUGCCAACAAUGGACAGGUCUGAAAGGACAACAAAAACAGCAAGGAACUGAUGCUCGUGUUUUUCUUCAUGUCCUUCAUGUCUCUUCAUCAUCCUCACAGACUGAGAUCAGUGCAGGCCGCUCUGUGACUCUCUCCUGUCAGUUGUAUUCAUAUUCAUAUACUGGAGUCUCUUGUGAUGUUUGGAUCCGUUCUGAGAGAAUUGAGCUGUUCUGGGUGAAUCAGGCUAGUGUGAAAAAACAGACAAGAUCAGACUCCAGAUAUCAGAUAUCAGCUCCAGAUCACUGUCUCAUCACUCUGAAUACUACACUCCUGAAUGAAGAUGACAACAGAGAGUGGAGAUGUGAAGUUACUCACAGAGAUCAAGUCAAGAGCUCAGCCAUAUAUACUGUCAUGAGUUCAGCUCAAGAUGAUACAGUGUCACCAGUAAUUCCAGUCCACACCACAAGAUCAACUACAAUGAGACCAGCAGCUUCUACACAAGUGAUUGUGAUUAUUUUUGAGUUUGCAGCGUUUGCUGCUCCUACUGUGAUUCUUCUUCAGAUCAUCUGUGCAAGAAGAGCUGGGAGGAAGAAGUAG
This is a messenger RNA of Cyprinus carpio (common carp), 891 nucleotides long. RefSeq lists its product as uncharacterized. The coding region runs from base 1 to 891 and encodes 296 amino acids. The transcript has 6 exons. The record is from RefSeq and is a predicted model, not a curated record. Lineage: Eukaryota; Metazoa; Chordata; Actinopteri; Cypriniformes; Cyprinidae.